AUGGUUCGAAUAAGCGAGGCGAUCAAAGAUGAUCACCGGAAACUGGAAUCUUGUUACAACAUCAUUGUCAACUCUGAAGAUGAAGAUGAACAAACCCGAUUUCAAAAUCAAUUUACCUGGGAGCUUGCACGACACGCGGUCGCCGAGGAAUUAGUAGUGUUCCCUGCAUUGGAAAAGCUUCGCCCGGAAGGCAAGGCGAAGACAGAUGAUGAUCGGCGUGAACAUUCAGCGCUCAAAGAGAUGCUCGACGUUUUCCAGGACCUAAACUGCUCCGAUCCACGCUUCAUCCCUACCAUCACAAUGCUGAUGGAAGGUCUUGCCCAGCAUAUGCAAGACGAAGAGGCAAACGACCUGAUCAUAUUGGAGGAGUCCCUCACUUCAGAAGAGAGCGAGAAGUUGGCUAACUCUCUUAACCGCACAAAGAUGUUUGUGCCCUCUCGCUCCCAUUCAUAUGACCUGGACCAACCGCGCUAUGAGACUGCAGCCAGUCUGCUCUCAGCUCCACUGGAUCAUCUUCAGGAUUUGUUCCGGAAGUGGCCAGAGGAGGAAAGCAUGCUAAGUGCGCCACUAGAGUAG
Penicillium coprophilum is the source of this 576-nucleotide messenger RNA. RefSeq lists its product as uncharacterized. The record is from RefSeq and is a predicted model, not a curated record. The coding region runs from base 1 to 576 and encodes 191 amino acids. Lineage: Eukaryota; Fungi; Ascomycota; Eurotiomycetes; Eurotiales; Aspergillaceae. The transcript has 2 exons.